UUUUUUAACUAUCCACCAGGUGAACUUGCUAUAGCUUCUGGCUCCAAACAAGAUGUUGCUUCGCCGAAUGCUUCUGCUAUCACCCAGGAGAAAGAAUCCAUUAGCUCUGACAUACACAUGAUACAUGGAUUCAUUGAGAUUGAGAGGAUGGCUGAAUGCGUUAAACUGCCCAAGAGCAUUGUGGAUAAGUCCUGGGACCUGUAUAAACAGGUACAAGAGAGCAAACAAUUGAAAACUUUUACAAACGACGCCAUCGCGACGGCGUGUCUAUACAUAGCUGCUCGUCUUGAAAAAUCGGGGCUUUCAUUCAAAUACAUCCGUCACGCCAGCAAAUGCAGCAAGAAAGCGAUAGGCAAAUGUUUCAUAAGCAUCCUGAAACUUCUAAAUAUCACACUGGAACCUGUGUAUAAGGACCCGUUCGUGCAUACUCUCUGCAGUGAUUUGGAUUUGCCUACACAUGUUAUGCGCAUGUCGCAUCACAUCGUGCUCGGGGCUGAGGCGAUGAAAAUCGUGCCUCAGUGCGAUCGCCAGGCAAUUAUUGCGGCGGCCAUUUUUAUGGCUUCUCAGGUGUCAAACGAUAAGCGAACCCAGAAAGACGUCGAGAACAUCUCCGGCGUGGCAGGUGAUGCCAUCUGGGAAGCAUACAGGCUCAUGUACCCGCAUGCGGCCGCGCUUAUCCCCUCUAAUACCGAGCUGUCUGCAUCUAUCGAGUCUCUACCACGAAUUUAGGUGGUACCUACACCACAGAUUAGGUAUACGAGUAGGUAGUUGUUACGACCUACACGUCAGGCCAAGUAUGGAAGAGUUACAGUUUUAGGCGAUAAUUUCU
Molecule: messenger RNA, 829 nt
Organism: Cydia splendana
Lineage: Eukaryota; Metazoa; Arthropoda; Insecta; Lepidoptera; Tortricidae
Product: transcription initiation factor IIB-like
Exons: 4
Coding region: 118-729 (203 amino acids)
Biological process (GO): transcription preinitiation complex assembly; transcription initiation at RNA polymerase II promoter
Cellular component (GO): nucleus; transcription preinitiation complex
Molecular function (GO): RNA polymerase II general transcription initiation factor activity; TBP-class protein binding
Source: RefSeq, a predicted model, not a curated record